AACAAAAAUUGGUGCUGAGUAUCCUAAUUACUUAGUAGUUAGCUAAACAUCAGGCUCUCUUCCUAUUGUCAAUCAACAUGUCUGGCCGUGGUCGUGGAAUUCUGGGCUUGACCCAUUUCGAACCUGUACGUCGCCCUGGUCAAGCUGCAUCAUCUUCUGGCCCUACGGCCACUGCAGUACAACCUGUAACUCGAAAUCCAGUAAACGAGAGCAGACCUACACCUUCAAAUACUGCAAAACCACCAACUAAUGCUUCUAGUGUAACAAGCAACGGCGCUGCAAGUUCUUCAAAUACUGCAAAACCACCAACUAAUGCUUCUAGUGUAACAAGCAAUGGCGCUGCAAGUUCUUCAUCCGUUGUUGGAAAAGGUCAAAAGGCAAUGGCCAAGUAUAGCUACAAAGAAAACCCCAACUCACCCCUGGGCAAGGAGAUCAGUCUACGGCAAGGAGAACAAAUCCUUGUCUUUCAGGAGCACGCUGAUCCCCAAUUUUCUAGUCAUUGGGUUAUGGUUAAAAAUGAAUCUGGCAUGACCGGAUAUGUGCCCAAAAGUUACGUCUACGUCGCUGAAGGAGGUAUGCCAUGGGUACAGCAAAAGAACCUGGAAUCAAGUGCGACCAGCAAACCAGCUCCUGCCGACACCGCUGCUACCACUUCGUUUUCCAGACCGGCGACAGCUUCAGUGCAACCAGCACAGUACAAGGCUGCAUAUGCUGAGAAUCGUGUCCCAGGAGCAGGCAGCGAGUACGGCUGUAAGGUUUGUGGAAAAGAUUUCAACGGUCCAUCGCCUUAUGCCUCUCAUAUGCGAAGCAAAGCACAUAAAGAAAUGGUCGAAGAUUACGAGUGGAACAAUCGUCCGCUUUAAUACGUCUUUUGCUGUGCUGGUAUCCACCAGUGUUGCUUCAACUGUCUUGCAAAUGGUCAUAUUCAUGUCUGUCUAGUUUUUUUGUUAGUCGCAACCGGUAACACGCCAUCAUUGGAUUUUUGCUGGCCGACACUUGUCCCCGUAUGCCCAGGUGGGUUGUGUACCCUCAUCUGUUUGUACAUGUGGAUAAUUUGACAGAAUCUGGUUAUAGUUCUGCUCGGUAGUUGCCCUAUUAAGUUACUGCUCAUUUGGUGCACUGCCUUCUUGCACUAUAUGCCAUGAGUAAGUACGUUAUCAGCAUUAUUCUCAUCACCCGCUUGAAGGCAGUAGCCGCUAAUUGCUUCAUAUUGUUUGGGUCCAAACGGACAACUCCAUCGCUUCCGGUAACAGCAGCAGCUCCCAUGAACUAACCUCAAAACUAGGUGUGGUAAUUCACCAAACGUUACUACUGCACAUGUUUUCAAUUAAAGUAGUAGUUGACUUGAGUUCCGUUCGCAUUCUUGUGUAGUUGAUUUGUAUUACUUUUGGGUUUUUGAUCUUGCUACUACAAUACUUAUGUCAUUUGCUGUCCAUCUUUUUUUUCUGCUGUCGCAUCAAGGAGACCACGGACUCGUAGUGGCUGUGCA
This is a messenger RNA of Sycon ciliatum, 1489 nucleotides long. RefSeq lists its product as uncharacterized. Gene Ontology annotation, molecular function: protein binding. The coding region runs from base 78 to 863 and encodes 261 amino acids. The transcript is spliced from 3 exons. NCBI's taxonomy places the organism in Eukaryota, Metazoa, Porifera, Calcarea, Leucosolenida, Sycettidae. The record is from RefSeq and is a predicted model, not a curated record.